Anguilla anguilla (European eel) is the source of this 3431-nucleotide messenger RNA. RefSeq names its product ephexin-1. Gene Ontology annotation, molecular function: protein binding; guanyl-nucleotide exchange factor activity. Bases 101 to 2974 code for a protein of 957 amino acids. NCBI's taxonomy places the organism in Eukaryota, Metazoa, Chordata, Actinopteri, Anguilliformes, Anguillidae. The transcript has 15 exons. The record is from RefSeq and is a predicted model, not a curated record. Gene Ontology annotation, biological process: activation of GTPase activity.
UCAGGUGGGGAUCUCCUACAAGAGAAAAAAUCCAUUCCUCCCCACAACCCCCAACUGCCCUAGUCUUGCUACUGUUGGUGUCUGUAUCUUGCGCUUGUCGAUGGGUACAGAGGAGACCAGCUCAGCCAUCUUGUCCCGACCUACCCUGCCUCCAAAACCUCAGGUCCCCCCUAAACCACAGCCCAGGGGGACACGUUGGCGCCGGGCAACUGAUGUCAUUUGCAGAGAGGUUGCAGGGGAGGAUGGAAAUCAAAGCCAAAUGGCACAGAAAGCCAGGCACAAAUCUCUACCCUCCCAUCCAAACGAGCAGAGCUUGUGCCUGUCUGUGGCUAAGGAUGACAGCCCUUUUCCUCAACCUGAUGGGCUACUCAGUUUCUCAGAGAGAGUUAAGCCCUUCCCACUUCCAAAGCCCCGCCUUCAGAAAACACCCCUGCGACAGGACAGCAAACCCUUGCCAGCAGAUAAAGAAAGAGUGUCCAGCACUGACAGUAGUGACUCAGAGGGAAGACUUUGGGAUGGACGCAGUGGGAGUGAGGGAGACUCUCCCUCCAGUGGGCUGGGUUGCGCUCCGUCCUGUCCCUGCAUGUGCCACUGCAGUCGCCAUCCCAAAGGUGGUGAAGGACCCCUCAGAAUGGAGCCCCACCUCAAAGCCCCACCCAGUUCCCUGCCUGGCCUGUGUCUCCCGGCCCCCGGACUAAAGGGUGACCUCCACUGGGACUACUGGCACAUCACCUGCCCCAGAGCUCCGGGGAGGUCAGGGCGUGUCCCUCCAAAAAUUCCUCUCCCUGCUCGGCCCCUUCCCAAAGAGCCGGACCUGAUCUCCAUUCAAGACAGGAAGGAAGAGCCUGACGUUCCUGAGGGAGUGUAUCUGGAAAUGGACGUGUCUCCAUCUGAAGUAGAUGACCACUGUACCGCUGUAGUCAUGUGCAACAGACACUUAGGGUCCCCGGUUUCCCCAGAUGUUGGUGUCGGAGCAGCAGAGCGUCUGUCGUUCUCCAAAGUGCCCAAACCCCUUCCCCCCGUCCCCGCCAAGCCCCUGCCACCACUAAGGAAGCAAAGCACAAACAAGGAAAGGGACAAGAGGACCUGUGAUGCUCCCCUCCAGAGCAUUGUGGCGGAACUCCAGGAAAAAUUCCCCAGUGAUGGCAAGGAGGUUAAAUCCAGGAAGAAGUCACAUGUGAAGAAGAGGGAGAAUGGGCAGAAAUUUUCCCUUCUCUGCAAGAGGUCCCCCACAAAUGUGAUGGCACUUUCAUCCUCACAGAAGAAGAAGUCGCCCUUGGCAGAGCUUGUGUUGUUCUCCUUUAAGAGCAAGGAGAGUGCUCAGGAACUCCAGGAAGCUGCCUUGACUACUCAGUCACCCACGGUGCUAGCAAGUCCUGUGAGAGAGCCUUGGGUGGAUGUGACUGUGAAAGACUCAGAAAACUUGGAUGUUUCUGACCUCUCCUCCCCAGCCACACCACUGGGUAUACAGGCAUGUCUGGAGCAGGAAGACGACACGGUGGCCCACCUGGCAGAGGACAAUGAAGACACGGGGUCAACUCCACAGGGUGUCAUGAGGGGAGUGUCCAUCAGGGGGAGCCAUAGGUCCCGGAAACCAUUCUGGCAAGAGCGAAGCAUUGUGCAGGACAGUGGAGUACUGACACAACUAAGCAAGCAGCAGCUGCUGUUACAUGAGAGCAUGUAUGAGGUGGUGACCACAGAGCAGUCCUAUUUGGACAGCCUGAAUGUGGCGGUGGGCCUCUUCAUGGAGUCGUCUGCACUCAACCAAGUCCUUGCACCUCGCGACCGCAAGUCGCUCUUCUCCAGCAUGGGCAAGAUCCGAGAGAUCAGCCAAAAUUUUCUAGAUGCCAUGCAGACAGAGCUGGAAGCAAGUCUGUUCUGUGAUGUGUGUGAGAUCAUCCGCCUUCACGCCAGCGAACACUUUGGCGCCUACGUUGACUACAUACGCAACAUGCCUUACCAGGAGCAGACUCUGCAUAACCUGGGGAAGGAAGACCCCCAAAUAAAGGAAAUUCUCACACAGCUGCAGGAGGACCCCCGCUGCCACCGUCUUCCACUCAAGUCCUUCCUGGUCCUGCCCUUCCAGAGGAUCACACGUCUCAAGAUCCUGGUGGAGACCAUCCUGAAGAGGACUGACCCGGGAUCAGAUGGCCAGGCAUCUGCACAGCAGGCGCUGAAGGAGAUAUCGAAGGUGGUGGAGGCCUGUAACCACGAGGUGGGAAGGAUGAAGCAGAUGGAGGAGCUCGUGCACAUUGCCAACAAGACAGAAUUUGAAUGCAAGGCUCUGCCUCUGGUUUCUUCCUCGCGGUGGCUGGUGAAGCAAGGGGAACUGGCUCACCUGACUGACAAGGAGAAUAUCUUUGGCAAGAGAAAAGUCUUUCCUGUCUACUUGUUCCUCUACAAUGACCUACUGCUAGUCACCAUCAAAAAAGGGCUGGAUCGAUUUGUGGUUCAGGAUCACGUCCACCGCUCCCUCAUUGAAAUCAGCGAUGAGGUAGAGGAUGCAGAGGUGGAGUGUGAACUGAAGAACACCUUCCUUCUCGCCCUGCUGAAGGACCACAAAGGGAAAACUUCUCAGCGCCUUCUGAGAGCCCCUUCCCAGGCUGAGAAGGCCAGCUGGGUGGAGGCCCUGAGGCCACAGAAGAACGGGAAGAAUGAAGUGUACGAAGAGUGGGACUGCCCUCAGGUGCAGUGCACAGCAGAUUAUUCUGCCCAGCAGCCUGGAGAGCUGAGCCUCCUGAUAGGGGAUGUCCUCAAUGUCAUCCAGAAGACCAAUGAUGGCUUCCUGGAGGGCCGGAGGCUGGUGGAUGGGGAGAGGGGCUGGUUCCCCCGCGGCAGCGUGAAGGAGAUCACCAACGAGCACGUGCAGCGGCGCCACCUCAGGCAGCGCUACCACGUCCUGCAGGCCGCAAACCGGAUGCUGAGACAGCGCUACAUGUCCAGCGAGCGCCAUGCCUCCACCUGCUUCCGAUAGGGCCCUCAAAGACCAUCCGCGGAAACGCCUCUCUCACACGGAAAACGUUUCCAUCUCAUCCUUUUGGAUAUGUCUUGCCCCCUUUGUUUUUUUCACAAAGUUCUGAUUUUUAAAUGUUGUUAACAUUCCAUUUAAUGGCUUUUAUCACUGAGCCUUAAGACUUCCACUGCACAGCAUGGAUUAUAUUUUUACGAUCCUGUAAAGGAACCUGACGUUACUCACCACAAAGCAUUGCAGAAGGCCAUUGUAUCAUAUUGCUGUUAUAACCAAAUCAUGGAUAUGGGGUUAGAUUUUUAAACAACUCAAAAUAAGAUGCUGGUAAUCUUUAAAGCAACAUUUCAUAUUUUGUUGUUAAUGCUUUAUUGUUUCUUCAGGCAAAAGACUGAAAGCAAUAGUUUGUACUGCAUUAAGAGAUUGUAUGUUUUAUUUAACAUUAAAGCAUUUACCUUUUCCAUAA